AUGUAUCCCUCAUGGACAGACAGUGUGAAUGUGAGGCUGGUGAAUGGUAACAGUCGCUGUGCUGGACGAGUGGAGGUUCUUCAUGAUGGUCAGUGGGGAACAGUGUGUCAUUAUAACUGGGAUAUGAAUGAUGCUGCAGUGGUGUGUGGAGAGAUGAGCUGUGGAGAGGCUUUACAAGCACCAGUAAUUUCUUACUUUGGACGAGGAUCAGGAAAAAUCUGGAUGGAUGAAGUGCAGUGUAAAGGAUCAGAGUCUACACUGAAGGACUGUAGAUCAUUAGGAUGGGGUAAACAUGAUAGCGGCUGUGCCUAUCAUAAUUAUGAUUCUGGAGUCAUAUGCUCAGGUUACACUGAUCUCAGACUGGUCAAUGGUCCUGACAUCUGUUCUGGUCGAGUUGAAUGUCAGUACUUUAGUAAAUGGGGCACAGUGUGUGAUGCAUGCUGGGAUAUGAGAGCUGCCAAUGUCCUCUGUAGACAGCUGAAUUGUGGGAUUGCUGUGUCUGUUGUGGGAUCAGACUGGUUUGGAGAGGGAAGUGUUGAAAUCUGGACUGAUGUGUUUGAUUGUGACGGGAAUGAAACAAAACUCUCAGAAUGUUCCAUCUCUUCAUGGAGUCGAGCUGAAUGUUCUCAUAGACGAGAUGUUGGAGUCAUCUGCUCUAAUUCCUCUCUGGCUCUUCAUGACGGUCUGGUGCGGUUGUCUGGAGAGAGACAGUGUGAGGGGGAGGUGGAAGUUUUCAUCCAUCAGGUCUGGAGGAGAGUUCUGCUGGACUCCUGGAGUCUCUCUGAAUCCUCUGUGGUCUGCAGACAGCUGGGCUGUGGCUCUGUGCUGAACUUCUCUGGCUCCUCUUCAUCCAGUCCUGAACACAGUCAUGAGUGUGUGACGGGCUUCCAGUGCUCUGGGAGUGAAGCUCAUCUGGGGAACUGCAGAUCUCCACGAACUCUCAACUGCAGCUCCACACAACAGCUGUCAAUCACCUGCAUCGGUGAGAAGAACAACAUCUGGACAGAUUCUUCAGUUGUCGGGGGUCCAUCAGGCUGGUGGGUUCUGGGGGAGACUGUGCAGGGAGGCUGGAGGUUUUUCACAGCGGCUCAUGGGGGACAACAGCUGCAGUGUGGAGUGGCCCUCAGUAACCAGCCGGUACCAGCCUGGUUUGGUCCUGGUUCUGGACCCAUAUGGCUGGAUGAGGUGGAGUGUGAGGGGAAUGAGACGUCCCUGUGGAGCUGCUCUUCUUCAGGCUGGGGAAAACAUGACUGUCAACACAAGAAGGAUGUAGGAGUCAUGUGCUCAGAGUUUAAAGAGAUCAGGUUAACUGAGGGCUGUAAAGGGAAUCUGGAGGUUUUCUACAAUGGAUCCUGGGGUAAUGUGUGCUGGAACCAGAUGGAGGAAGACACAGUGAGUCUGAUCUGUCAAGAGCUGAACUGUGGAAGAUCUGGUGUUUUGUCUGAUUCUACAGCAAGAGUGAAAUCAGCUCCUAACUGGCUGGAUAAAGUUACAUGUCGGCCACAUGAUUCAUAUCUGUGGCAGUGUCCAUCUUCACCGUGGGGACAGAAUGACUGUAAUAGAGAUGAAGUGGCCAAAAUCACCUGCUCAAAGGAUAAGAAUCAGGAGUCUCCUCGUAGUCUUCUGACAUGUUCAAUCUCACCAUCUCCUCACCAGAAACAGUGUUCAGAUCAUGUUCCUCUCAGACUGACUGAAGGGGACGGCCGGUGCUCUGGGAGGCUGGAGGUGUAUCAUAACGCUGUGUGGGGCUCAGUCUGUGAUGAUCAGUGGGACAUCAGCAAUGCUCAGGUGGUCUGCAGGCAGCUGGGUUGUGGAGCAGCACUGAGGGCUGAUGGGAAUUCAACCUUUGGUGCUGGUGAAAAUGUUGUGUGGAUGUACAAAGUCGAGUGCAGAGGGAAUGAGAUUCAUCUGUGGGACUGUCCUCUCUCACUGAAUAAUCACACUGACUGCUCCCGCAAGCUUGUUACACUCACCUGUGAAGGCUUGUUGGAUGUGUCAGUCUCCACUACUCCUGCCACAACAUCAUCAGCUUCUCCUCCAGUUUCUCCUCCAGUUCGCUCAACAUCAUUCUCUCCUCCACAAACUCCUCCACCAGUGUCUCUCCCGGUGCUUGUGAUUGUUCUGGGAGUUGUGCUCUUACUGCUCUUAGUGCCACUGCUUAUACUGAUUCAGCAGAACAGAGUGAUGAGGAGAGCUCUCUCUAAGAGGAGACACAGGACAAUGUCUGAGGCCGUUUAUGAGGAGAUUCAGCACAGACACAAUCACUUCACUCAGAGGGGGAGUCUCAUCUCUGAAGAACUGCAUUCUGGGUAUGAAGAUGCUGAUGAGCUUCUCUCAGCAAAAGAGUUCAAUACUGCAUAUUAUGAUAAUGUCACCAAUGGCAGUGGCCUAAAAGAAGAGACGAUGAAGGAAAUCACACCGGGAUACUAUGAUGAUGUCAUCACUGAUGGACUGAAACCAGAUCGUGAGACAGAAGACACACCUGAGAGCUAUGAUGAUGUCAUGAAGAGCGAACACAACUCUGAUACCAAAAAAGUGAACACACCAGAGAAUUACGAUGAUGUCAUCAUUAAUAGACUGAGCCCUCGAGGUUUAACAGAGAGAGUUCAAGAGGAGUAUGAUGAUGUGAUCAGUGAAGACGUGAGAAACCUGUUGGAGGCAGCACUCAACGGGUCAGGCUGCCCACACUGCGAAGAAUUCUCAGUGCGGGUGCUUAGGGCCCGGAAGAAUAUCGCGCUCGGUGAUUUCUCUCGGCAAUGUCCCACCGCCGCCAGCGAGCCGCUGGUGGGACUACAGCCGCACGUGGGCGACCACGCAGAAUGGCGCAAUUCACCUCCCCCCCGCUCUCCAAUGUGCUUGGAGGAGGAUCUCCAACCUGCCGCUGGAGCAUCGGAGAUUAUUUCAUUCGGUGCGGCGGGGGUCGACGAUUUCGACAAAGCGCUGUCCCUAACGAUGUCCGAGAAGGACUGGGCCCGCUCUCCGGAGGAGCGCUCUGAAGUGGAGGGACACGCUGCAUUCCAGGAUGAACUCGUCUGGAUUCUCACUAAGGCCGUGAGUGGUCUAGGCUUAGAGUGGGAAUCCCCCGACGAACCAGCUAAGAGCAAGCUGGAUUCUUGGUUCCUUUACUCGGGCCGCCGAGCUGCUGCUCCAAGGAAACGAGCACCAUUCCUUCCAGACCUGCAUGACGAGAUCGCUAAGGCGUGGGCUGCGCCCCAAUCGGCUCGCGCUCACGCUGGUGGGUCGGAAAUUUUCACCAAAGUCGAUGGAGCGGCCUCGGGAGAAGCAAUUUCUGCUCUGCACACGAUGGCAGUGCUCCAAGUUUUUCAGGCACAGCUUAUGAAAUCCCUGGAUGAGGGCGGGGCAGAUCCAGAGGCGUUUAAAGAUUUACGCGCAGCAACGGAUGUCGCGCUCAAAGCCACAAAGAAGACGGCCCAGGCGAUCGGGCAGAGCAUGGGCUACAUGGUUGUGCUCCACCAGCACCUGUGGCUUACUCUCACUGAGCUGAAGGAUGUGGACAGGAAGGCCUUGCUCAACGCUCCUGUUUUUCCAUCUGGCCUAUCUGGAGAUGCAGUAAAGGCUAUCGCAGAGCGUUUCUCAGAGGCACAGAAACACUCUAGGGCGAUGAAUCAUUUCCUGCCUUGCCGGGCUGCAGCACAGCCUUCUGCGCGCAGUAGAUCCUCAUCUGCUUCCAACCGGCCGUCGAAGCGACCCCCCGCUGCUUCCACUGCAUCAGCACCAGAUCCUGAGCCAUCUGUUCGCGCCAAAACUCCUUGGCAGAGGACACCGAAAGAAAGGCGUCAUUGCUUCAAGAAAGGCGGGAAACGUCCCGGGGGAGCUCCUCCGUCGGAUCAAAAACCUUGUUCCUGA
Carassius gibelio (silver crucian carp) is the source of this 3867-nucleotide messenger RNA. RefSeq names its product scavenger receptor cysteine-rich type 1 protein M130-like. Lineage: Eukaryota; Metazoa; Chordata; Actinopteri; Cypriniformes; Cyprinidae. Gene Ontology annotation, cellular component: membrane. The transcript is spliced from 17 exons. Bases 1 to 3867 code for a protein of 1288 amino acids. The record is from RefSeq and is a predicted model, not a curated record.